This is a messenger RNA of Fusarium falciforme, 1614 nucleotides long. RefSeq names its product GMC-OxRdtase-N domain-containing protein. Lineage: Eukaryota; Fungi; Ascomycota; Sordariomycetes; Hypocreales; Nectriaceae. The coding region runs from base 1 to 1614 and encodes 537 amino acids. The transcript is spliced from 2 exons. Gene Ontology annotation, molecular function: oxidoreductase activity, acting on CH-OH group of donors; flavin adenine dinucleotide binding. The record is from RefSeq and is a predicted model, not a curated record.
AUGUCAACAGUUACAGAGCUCAGCAAUCCCAACUUUGACUAUGUCAUCGUUGGAGGAGGCACGGCUGGCUGCGUCAUAGCCAGUAGGCUGGCCGAGUCUCUCCCCGAUCACAAGAUCCUCAUGAUCGAGGCUGGACCCAGUGAUUUGGAUGAGAAGCAAAUCCUUGACUUGCGAAACAUGUACAACCUGAUGGGAAGCGAGUUCGACUAUAGCUACAAGUCGGUUGAGCAGCCAAAUGGAAACAGCAACAUCCUCCACUCGCGCGCCAAGGUUCUCGGUGGCUGCUCGAGUCACAACGGCAGUCUCGCUGUGCACCCUUUUGAGUACGACUGCAAGAAGUGGGAAGAGGCUGGCGCCAUUGGAUGGGACUGGGAAACGAUGAAGCGACUCAUCAAGAAAUUGCGGACGCCCAUUGUGCCCAUCCAUGAGCGACACCGAAACCCCAUCGUUUACGACUUCAUGGAGGCGACCAACAAGGCUCUGGACAUCCCGAUUGUUGACAGCGUCAACCACGAGAUCACCUCGGCAAAUGGCCUCUCAAAGGGCGGCGUGUCAUUCUGCUCUCUGACAUACGACCAAAACACUGGCUAUCGAGUCAGCGCAAGCGUUGCCUACAUCCACCCUAUCCUGAAGGGCAAGGAGAGGCGCCCCAAUCUCACCAUCCUCACCAAUGGUUGGGUAGACCGCAUCAAUGUCGUCGAUGGAACAGCUACAGGAGUCAACUUGACCCUUGAAUCUGGAAGAAAGGUCAAGAUCAAUGCCAGGAAGGAGACUAUCCUGUGCGCCGGUACCAUCGACACGCCGAGACUGAUGCUCCUCUCUGGCAUUGGCCCCCGCAACGAGCUCGAGAAGCUCAACAUUCCAGUGGUCAAUGAUCUUCCCGGCGUUGGAGAGAACCUCAUGGAUCAUCCCGAAGCCAUCAUCACCUGGGAACUCCACGAGCCCCUCGAGGACAAGACCGUCAUGUGGGCUGAUGCUGCUCUCCUUGCGCGCCGUGAGCCUGCCAACAUCCACGGCGAUGAUAGCACUGUUCCUGAUGCCAUGAUGCACAUCUACACCAUGCCGUUUGACGUUCAUCAGGCUGCUCUGGGCUAUGACAUGCCCAAGAACGUCUUCUCCCUGACACCCAACGUCCCCAGAUCCCGUUCGCGAGGAAAGGUGUGGCUCAAGUCUGCCGAUCCCAAGGAGCAUCCUGCCAUUGACUUUCGAUACUACACCGACCCCGACGGAUAUGAUGAAAAGACCAUCGUCUGGUCCUUCAGAGCUGCUCGCGCCAUCGUCAACCAGCAGCCACUCAAGAAGUGGAUCAAGCGAGAGGUUGCACCAGGCCCCGGCUGUCAGACUGACCAGGAACUGUCCGAGUACGGACGCAAGACUGGAAACACAGUGUACCAUCCUUGCGGCACAGCCAAGAUGGGAGACACUGUCUAUGACCCCAUGGCCGUCGUGGAUCCUCAGCUAAAGGUCAAGGGCAUCAAGAAGCUACGCGUUGCCGACGCCAGCGUGUUUCCCUUGAUUCCUACCAUCAACCUCAUGUUGACUGUGUUGGCGGUUGGAGAGCGCGCUGCCGAGUUUAUCGUUGCUGAAGCUAAUAGAAGCGUUGCAAACUUGUAA